Messenger RNA from Anopheles darlingi, 927 nucleotides. Its product is annotated as chymotrypsin-C-like. Gene Ontology annotation, biological process: proteolysis. The transcript has 2 exons. Gene Ontology annotation, molecular function: serine-type endopeptidase activity. NCBI's taxonomy places the organism in Eukaryota, Metazoa, Arthropoda, Insecta, Diptera, Culicidae. The coding region runs from base 1 to 927 and encodes 308 amino acids. The record is from RefSeq and is a predicted model, not a curated record.
AUGGACCGAUCGGUCGACAGUGUCGGGCGCAUUCUGGCGUUCGUUCCGUGGCUCAUUUCGGGACUAUUACUAUUCGCAGCAGACUUAUCACAAGCUCACCGGCCCCAGGGUGCUCCCAAGUGUCCAAAAACCUACGCAAGUGAUGUGCGUUGCGGACUGCCAGUGCUACAACCAGCAGCCCUUCCAAAGCAUCCAUCAGAGGCCAUUCGAGGGGAGUUCCCGUGGCAUGUUGCCAUCUAUCACCGCGAAUCGGUCGGACCGCUGUACAGCUGCGGUGGAUCACUGAUCAACGAUCGCUUCGUCCUAACUGUGGCCCACUGUACGGUCAACGAAAACAACGACUUUCCGCUGAGUGCCGAGGUGUUUGAGGUGCUGUUGGGUUACCAUGACCUUUACGAAACGCAGGACGCUAGCUGCAGUGAACGAGUUGGCGUACGAAGGAAUCAUGUCCAUCCAGACUACCGGACGCAUAGCUAUCGCCAUGACCUAGCACUGCUCGAACUGGAACGCCAAGUACGCUUCACCGAUCGCGUACUGCCCGUCUGUCUCGAUACGGCCAAGGCAGAUCCGCCCAACUUCUACCAGACGAUCGGCAAAGUGCCGGGCUGGGGUUACACCGAGAUUGACGAGAUGUCCAGCUGGUUGCGCAUGACGGAGAUACCGAUCGUCGACUACAUCCACUGCCUGAACAGUAAUCCCGACCUAUUCGCACAAAACAUGUACGACGGGAUGUUCUGCGGUGGUUACGCCAACGGGAGCAACGUCUGCAAUGGAGACUCGGGCGGUGGGCUCGUAACCUACCGCCAGGGUCGCUGGGAGCUGCAAGGGAUCGUCUCCUACACGGCACUGCGCGAUCCGAACGAGCACAUCUGCGAUACGCGACAGUACGCGGCUUACGUGAAGCCCGGAUCCUGCCGUGAAAAGUGA